AUAAUAUAUUCGUUAAGAGGACGUCGCACCGGCAUUUUUCAGUAUUAAAAACACGCUUGCGUAGAUUCAAAAUUACUUGUUCCUGAGUGGUUUUAGAGCUAAGACACCUAUUAACAAAAUAGAACAAAACAAUAUUUUGAAGAGCAUCUCAUCGGGGUUUUAUAAAAUAUUUAGUUUAAAAAAUAAUACAGCCAUUUAAAAAAUCAAAAAUAAACGUUUUUUAUAAAUGUAAUAUCAAACAGUGUAAUUAACAUAAUGAAAAUUCCCGAUGAGAUGCCCUCCUAAAUAUUGUAAGCUUUCAUUUCGAUAAUAGGUGUUUUUACUCUAAAAUCAUUGUAGAGUGGUUGAUUUACAAUCUAAGUGUGCCAUAAACGUUCUAACUAGUUCUUAGUUUUAUGCCGUAAACAGACAAUUUACGGCCGACUAGUGCUGCUCUGUUUCUAUUACGGCAGCGUUCGAUAACGUUCGUUACCCCCCGACCCGCUACAAUUACCGCUUCGAAGUUCAAAAUAUUUUUCUUUUCUUAUCGGGACCGGGCAAUGGUUUAUAAAUAAAUACCCGGAAUAAAAUAUAAAAUAAUCGUCAACUGCAGAAAGUGAAUCGGCGAUGAAUAUUAUUUGCUCGUGGUCAUUGAAGACACGUGAACUUGUAUUCACGACUUAAUUUGUACACGAAAUAUUUUAUUUUACCGACUACCUAUCUACUAUUUUGUAAUAGUGAAAUAUUAGCAUGGGAAACAAAAAAAAUAAUGUUAAACGUGUUACCAAAAAACGCUUAACUCGUAUUCUGGUAAAUCGUCGUAAAAAUAAUGACAAUGAAAGGUAAGUUAAAUAUUAAAAUAAGUAUUAAAAUUUAUAAAUUAUAGUAGCUGGUAGGUCGUAAGUACCUACUAUUUAUUUUAAUUAAAGUUUCAAAACGAAAACAUAUUUUUGUUAUUUGUAAAGAGAAACUGCUUUAUUUAAAUUUUUAUUAAUAUUAUGGUGGUGUUGCUACAGUGAUGUUUGCUUUAGUUCACCACAAAUAGCGAGUUGUGUAGAAUUUACAGCAGAGACAAGUACACCAAAAUUGAAAUUCCAAGUACAAAACCAAUUUGAUGAACCUGAAUUAGCGUUUGUUAAACUUACGGCUACUGAAAUAAAUUCACCUUUCGAGUAAAAUUUAUAUUAAAUCAUAUUGUAGUUUUUUAUGUAUUUUAAAUGAAUAAUUGUAGGUAUUGAAAACAAUAUUUUUAUUAUGAAUAGGUGUGCUAAAAUCCAGGACGAAUUUAUUGACUCUCACGAACUGACUGUCAGUUCAGUCUCAGAAGUAGAUAAAAGCCUCAUUGAAAGAGCAGGUGAAAUAAAUGGGUGUAGGAUUGUAGACAUCGGAUAUGUUUUUAGUCAAAUACUUGAUUGUACUCACGAAGGAAUGUUUGGAUGUAAUUUUAUGAACAUGGAAUAUAUAUCGGAAUUUAGGAGAGGUUACUAUUCACAAUUUUUAUUCAAAUGUAAAAUGUGCAAUAUUAAAAAAAAAAUAUACUCUUCAAAAUUUGAUGAAAAUCUUCAAAAUCAAUGGUCAAUAAAUAAAGCUCUUGUAAAUAGUACUAUUGCAAUCGGAAUUGGCUAUACCCAACUAGCCGAAUUUUCUGCCGGUUUAGAAAUACCAUACAUGUCUGCAAACAUGUAUCAUUCAUUUCAGUCAGUUCUCCAAGAUGAUAUAAAAGGCACGGCUUGGUCAGAAAUGAAAGCGGCAGGAGAUGAAGAAAGAAAAUAUGCUAUAGAAUCUGGUUCUGUUGAUAAUGAUGGUAUACCACUUAUUACAGUUGUUGCGGACGCUCAAUGGUCCAAGAGGAGUUAUAAAACAAAAUACGACGCUUUUUCUGGAGUAGCGAGUAUAAUUGGAUACAAAACAAAAAAAAUACUUUUUGUCGGAAUCAGAAACCGGUAUUGCGUAAUUUGUGAACGUGCUUCUAAUAAAAAUAUUGAAAAACCGAUACACACAUGCUUCCUGAAUUGGAAACACGGUGCUACGAGUAUUGAAGCGGACGGAGUAGCCGAAGGUUUUAGCAAGAGUUUCGAAAUGCAUGGCGUUAAAUAUUCAAAAUUAAUUGGUGAUGGUGACAGUAGUGUCACAAAAAGGUUAAAUGAAAUACUGCCGUAUGGUCCGAGCCUAAGAGUCGAAAAAAUUGAAUGCAGAAAUCAUAUGCUUAGGAACUAUUCCCAAAAAAUGUCGGCACUCACUAAACGGACAGAAUUUCCUAUUGCGAUAAGAAAAAAAAUUGCUGAUAACCUCGUUAGGCUUAGAACUGAUGUAACAAAAGCUAUACAGUACAGAAAAUCUGAGGAAAAACCAUUACAACAAAAAAUUUUAAAUCUUAAAUACGACAUAACAAAUGCACCAAACCAUCGACUUUUUGAUUGCCAUAAAAAAUGUGCUCCCUAUUUUUGCGAAAAAUCUGCAGAUAACUCAGUUGGUAACUGCAAGUCAAAUGAAAAUGAUGGUAUUGUCAAAGAAAUUAAUAUAAUUGUUUCUCGUUUGGCUAAUAAUGCAAAAAGCCUUAUAUUGGACGUAGACAACAACAUCUGCGAACAAUUCAAUAGCGUUAUUAAUAAAUUUCUUGGUGGCAAAAGAAUAAAUUAUAAUCAAAGGAGUUCUUAUAAUACAAGGAUAUUAGCAGCCGUGGUUAGUUUUAAUUCUAGCGAGUAUUUAAGAGCUGUAAAAAAACAUAUCACUCAAACAAGUCCUGGAAAAACGGCUAAAUCAUUUUUAAGUCAAAUAAUAAAAAAACGUUCUGCUUGCCAAAAACGAAGACAACUUUCGACCAAACUUAAAUAUAAAGUAAAGCGACCAAAAGCUAGUUCCAAACCAGACGAACACUAUGGUAACGCAGACAUAUUAGACGGUAUAAGAGAAGUCGAUGAUCCAUCGUUUGUAAAAGAUAUGGAACAGUUUCUGAAGACUUUAUAUGACGUCAACCGCACCACAGUAGAAGAAACUACAAGAUAUCAAGCCGAAAGUGAAAACUGGAGGGCAGAAAGGAUGAUCCGACUCACCGCUAGUAACUUUGGUCGUGUAUGCAAAAUGCGUCGCAAUACUAGUUGCAAAAAUAUAGUGCAUUCAAUCUUAUAUCUAACAUUCAAUAGCAAGUCUGUCCAGUAUGGUAGGGAUAUGGAAGACGAGGCAAAAACAAAAUUUGAAGAAAAUUUCGGUUACAAAAUAAAAAAAUGUGGUCUUUUCAUUGAUACGCAAAUUCCAUAUUUAGCUGCUAGUCCAGAUGGAAUUAUUGGUGAUACUGCUAUCGUUGAAAUUAAAUGUCCUUAUGCUGCAAAAGACACGGAAAAUGAGAUAGAGGCUGUAUCCACUGGCAAACUGAAGUAUUGUUCCAUCAAAGAAAACAAAUUGGUAUUAAGUAAAAAUCAUAUUUACUACUACCAAAUACAAGGACAGCUGCAUAUUUCCCAAAAGGAACAAUGCUUUUUUAUUAUAUACACGACUAAUUGGAUGUCAGUCCAGAUAAUAAAAUAUGAUGAUGACUUUUGGAGUACACAAAUGGUCGAUAAAUUAAAAACGUUUUAUCUAAACUGUUUGCUGCCAGAAAUCGUGGAUCCUGUUUAUAAAUAUAGAUUCAUGAAAUCAGACAUAAGAGAGUCAAAAAUAAUUUUACAACAAAUGAAAAUCUCAAAACAACUAUUUUAAAAUAAAAUUUGAUUUAUUAUAUUAUUAUCAUACUAAUCAUAUUGUUAAAAAAAAUUAUUUUAGUCGUUUUUAUUUGUAUACGCUAGUUUUAGCCAUUUGAAAUAUUGUAAGUACGUAUGUAUUAUUAUUAUGCAUUUUUAUUAAUAAUUAUCAUAUUAAAAAUCCAUGUUUAAAAAAAGAACAUAAAAGAUGAAACACGCCAGCUGAUUAAUAUUAAUUUAAUUGCGCUGUAUUUAUUUUAUUUACCAUUUAUUAGAUUUUACUAUAAGUAUUAUAUUUAAAUAAGUAAUAAUUCAAUAACUUCAAAUCAAGCUAUGUUAUAAUACAGUUUCUACGAUCUAUAUGUUGGGACAUAAAUUUAAGUAAACAGUAUCUUAAUUUAUAAUCUGUAGUUCGUAGGUACGCGAGGGUAUUGAAAAUAUUACGGCGGCAUUUGCGUAUAAUGAAUUAUAUAAUGAUACGAAUGGUACUGGACGAACGUUCAUAGACAAAUAAACGGCGCUCCCGAAGUCCCGAACGAGCACUCGUCGCCGCCGUCGGCCGGUUGCGAAUAGUAGGCGUGACUUAAACGCCGCGCGCUUGCGGAUCGUGAAAACACCUAACAGCGCAUCCUCUCGGUCGUUGCAUGCGUACAGCUUUGGGUGACACGUCCUCUUAA
This is a messenger RNA of Acyrthosiphon pisum (pea aphid), 4333 nucleotides long. RefSeq lists its product as uncharacterized. The transcript is spliced from 13 exons. Bases 1234 to 3675 code for a protein of 813 amino acids. The record is from RefSeq and is a predicted model, not a curated record. Lineage: Eukaryota; Metazoa; Arthropoda; Insecta; Hemiptera; Aphididae.